UUAGUAUAAAAAGCCGUCAGACAUUGAUGCUGAGGGAUACAGACUAAAAGAGAACGCACAGGGAUAUAACGUGUUUGAAUAUCGCUCUACGGGUUUUUAAUUUGCUGUUAAAAAGCCUGACACACGACGACAGCGAAAAUGGGUACCGAAGUGGAUAUGAAAGAUGUGGAGCUGAACGAAGUGGAGCAGGAGAAACAGCCGAUGACUGCCGGAGAGGCAGGUAACGGAGAGGCCACCUCUCCGACCGGCACAGAGACAAACGGCAUUGUGAAGGUGAAGAUUGCCGAUGAUACGGAGACUAAAUUCACCGGGCUGUCAAAAGAGGAGCUCCUUAAAGUGGCAGGCACUCCUGGAUGGGUGCGGACUCGCUGGGCCCUGCUCAUCCUGUUCUGGCUGGGUUGGUUGGGGAUGCUGGCCGGGGCCGUCGGCAUAAUCAUCCAGGCUCCUCGCUGCAAACCGCUCCCAGAGAUGAACUGGUGGAAUCAAGGACCACUGUACGAAAUUGGCGAUGUGGCGGCCUUCUCUGAGAACCUUGACGGGUUGAAGCAGAAGAUUGAUACGCUUGCUCAGCUGAAGGUGAAGGGCUUGGUGGUCGGACCCAUCCACAAGGCCCCCGCAGACAAUGAGAUGGAGCUGGACUUGGACACUGUGUCCGUAGCAGGGGACCUGACUCAGUUCAAAGCGCUGAUCGAUGUUGCACACAAAAAGAGCAUCAAUGUGGUUCUGGAUUUGACUCCCAACUACCUGGGGGAGAACCGCUGGUUCGACAACAUGAUGACUGUGGCUGAGAAAAUGAAGGUGGCCCUGAUUCGCUGGCAGAAGCAAGGAGUGGAUGGCUUCAAGUUCUCUGGGUUCGAGCGUGUCGCUGAUAUUGCUCCUGAGACGUGGGCGGAAAUCCGUGGGAUUGUUCAAGGCCAAAACACCACUGAGGAAAUAAGGAGGGUCCUCAUUGGUGUGACUGAGAAAAGCACUCCUGCAGAGGUGGGCAGCUUGUUGAACAGCUCUGGAGUGGACCUUCUGCUCUCUGGCGUUCUUCGUGCCAACAGCAAGACUGGCACACAGGUUGCUAGCGCCGUGCAGCAGCUCUACGACACUCAGAACCAGACCAAGCUGGCAUGGAACGUGGGCGACCGGGAGCAGGGCCACCUGGCAUCACUGGUGGGCUCCAGCUUGGUGAAGUUUAACCAGAUGCUGCUGCUCACACUGCCUGGCACACCAGUGUUCAAUUACGGAGAUGAGAUCGGUCUGGAGGAUACGGACACCAAGUUCCCGCAAAUGAUCUGGUACUCGCCUGAAGAUGAAGAAACAUUGAAUGGAACUGCUAAGGAUGAGAUGGACGCGCGUAUCUCUCUGCGCAAAUUCUUUAAGUCCCUGAGCGAGCUGCGGGCGAAGGAGCGUUCUCUGCUGCACGGCGAGUACGUACCACUCCACAGCAACAACGCCACACUGGCCUACCUGCGCAGCUGGGACCAGAGCGAACGCUACCUGGUCGCCUUCAACUGGGGGCCCGACAAGGCCACCCUCAAGCUGGAGCACGCUCAGCUGCCGGAGCAGGCCAAGGUGACGGUCAGCACAGACCCCGAAGUGUUGAAGCCUGGAGAUCUGGUGGACCUGCAAAGUCUGGAGCUGGGCCCAGGCCAAGCUGCCCUGCUGCAGUUCCCUUACCUGGGUUAGUGUUAACCCAGAACCAUUUCAAAGGUUUUUUUUAUUUAUUUUUUUUUUAAUUUAAAACCCUGGCAGUUUAAUUGUAUUUUAUUUGUAAUGGGCAUUCUGUUACUAUUGGUUUUAUGUAACUUUUUAAAAAAGAUGCUCAAUGCACUGAACACGUUAUACACUGAUCAGAUUAUGCUUGAAGAAAACAUGUCGUAAAAAUGCACACUACCAACACUAUAAAGCAGUCCCCAGUUCCAACACUGGUACCUCAAAUGUGGCAUGCAUCCAGAUCUAUAAACGUUAAACGUACUGAUGAGUAUAGUUGUGUACAUUCCAUUGUAGAUUUACUCCAUGAGGCAUAUUCUAGUGCUUGUUGCAUUGUGUCUUUUAUUCUGGACAUUGGAUGCAAAGUGAUCUGUCUGGCAUGUGUGUGUGUCCCCAAACUGAAACAUGCAGUGUAAAGAUCCCAGUGAUCUAGGAUGUUGGUGUUCUAAUGCAAUCCUGUUGACCUCUCCUAUCAAAACCACAGAGCAUGAAAUGUCAUGGAGAAAAUAAACUGAAGCAACUCAAA
Molecule: messenger RNA, 2224 nt
Organism: Clupea harengus (Atlantic herring)
Lineage: Eukaryota; Metazoa; Chordata; Actinopteri; Clupeiformes; Clupeidae
Gene: slc3a2b
Product: solute carrier family 3 member 2b
Biological process (GO): L-alanine import across plasma membrane; L-leucine import across plasma membrane; carbohydrate metabolic process
Cellular component (GO): apical plasma membrane; basolateral plasma membrane
Molecular function (GO): L-alanine transmembrane transporter activity; L-leucine transmembrane transporter activity; aromatic amino acid transmembrane transporter activity
Source: RefSeq, a predicted model, not a curated record